UUUUUUUCAUUCUCCCCCUUCCCUUUAACCUUUAACCGCCGGCUUCUUGGCCAAUCCCCCGUAGUGGGUAAGCGCCACGGAUGAGGAUCAAGCAAGCAAGCAAGCAAGCAAGCAAGCUUCCGCAGGUGCCAGAAUGGCUGGAGCAAAGCCUGCGAGCCCUAUCUCCUAGGUCAUGCCAUAACCAAGCAGAAUGCUCCGAUUUUGCUCGGGGAACCUGCUUUUCAAGAUUCGUUUUCUGCGCCUGGCAAGGCAACCGAAACUAAGAUUUUACCUUCAUUUAGCACGAACCAAGUUCAGAUGCGGCAACAAUGGGUGCUCGUUAUUUUUGUAUACUUUCAUUUUUGCCCGCGAUCUGCUCGCUUCAAUUCGGGAGCCACCGCUCAAAUCGCGCUUACUUUCGCCUCGCUGGCACUCUAUCUCAGGUCUUUCAAUGUCAGUGUUCAGCCUCAAAGUAGUUAUAAAGAACUUGCAGAGUUGCCUGGAAGAUGAAGACGACCUUGACAUGGACUCCUACAUUGUGGCGUACAGAGAGCUCUCCAAGUUCUUCGAAGACCUCGGCUCGCUAUUUGGCUUCAUCAACUCCGAUGUGAAGAGCAAACUGGACAUUUUGGAAGCGUACCGGAAGUCGGACGACGUGGGGGGCAACUACGAAACGUUGAACACCAUGAUCGAGUACGAGAAGGACGCAGGCACCAUUGCGGACACAAAGAAGCCAUCGGGGUCGCGUACACUUCUCCGGCUGCACAGGGCACUGGAGUUCAUCGCCGCUCUGUUCAAGGCUAUCAGCGGUGCCAAUGACGAUGCAUCUGUUGGGAAGAUGGCACAGGAGAGCUAUGACAAGACACUCGCCAAACAUCAUCCUUGGCUGAUCAGGAAAGGAGCUUCUCUCGCCAUGUUGACUCUCCCAAAAGUUGAAGAGAUUUUCGCAAAGGCGUUGCCUGACGAAAAGAAAGACCUGCGGCAACUGGUGACAUCUGUCUCCGAGGAAGCCUACAAAGUGUACAACUUUACGCAGUCCAUCUACGAACAGAAUAACCUUCUCGAUCUUCCUUGACGCUCCAUCUGACCAUGUGCGCGAGAGCGGUGGCCCCCCCGAGUGAAGACAGUUUUUGACUGGCCCUAUGAGCGAGAGUGUUCUCUGCAAACUGCUGAACAUGAAUGCUCUUGGCAGAACAAAGCUUCCUUUCUUUCUUUUUUUUUGUUGCCGGGCAACAGUGUUUUAAAUGUGUUUGCAUGUCCACUGUGCUGCCUCAUUCGAGCUGCCGUGACUGGCAUCUCAGUGCAAAGUGAAUGUAAGUUCUCUGUGCGGAUGUCUGACAACUGAGAGGAUGAAAAUUUAUUCUUUUAUAGCAACUUAUGAAGUUGUCCUUUCUUGAUGUUGUUAUCACUUCAAGUGCCAGCUUGAGCAGGAGUAAUGUAUAGAUAUUUUUUCACAAAUUAAGUUUCAGUUUCAAUUUCAGAUAUAAUUCAUGAUAUUCAUUUCGAAAAUGAAGCACUGUGCUCGUGAUUUUAUUGUGAGGUAGCCUUCUGGACAGUUUAUAAGUGUCUGAGGCCUAGAACCGGGAAGUCAAUGUUAUAGGGACAGCAAUCUUAAAUUAGAGUAGAGCUGAAUCUCGUUUGUGCUGUUACGGUUGAAAAGAGAAGAUAUGGAAGGGAAAUAUGCACUGGCUGGGAAAACGUUAUAAAUGAAGUGUACGGCCCAAAUGGGGUAUUUCCAACAUACCUUACUGGGAGCUUGUAAACUGAGAAAUCGUGUGAACAAGAAGGUGGCUGUGAGGCUUUGCUAUACGGUCAAACCUCGACAUAACGAAUUGUCAAAUAUAAUGACGUGAAUAUAAAAUGUUUGUCACCUAUCAGUGUGUAAAGAAUAUAUGCUUAUAACAAAUAUUGGAUUUAAUGAAGGUAUUUUUGUGUCAGAUGUGACUUCUUUAUUAACGAUGUUUGACUGUAUUAGCCAAGUUAAAUCUUGCAUAGGCGGAUUCAGUCAUGAAAAAGGCUGAGCUCACUAGACCUUUAGUAGUUGUGUGGUAUGUUGCAGGACACUUAAGGUAGAGUCAACUGCACAGCUGCUUAUGGUGUAAUUGCUGGUCAGGAAAAGCAGUAGUGGCUAAAUGCAGCAGAAGGCAAGGCUUUGUUUUAAUGCGAGUCAGGAUAGAAGGCGGGUAAAUGUGCCAUUGCUCAUUAACAUACUGAAGUACUUCGGUUCCUUGAAUGUGCUACUUCUCAAGGUAGAAUGAUGUGAGAUUGUAUUGCAGCACCGAGUCUUGUCCAUGCUGAUGUCAGCAUCGAAGGUGGCAACGUAUUGCCUUGUAAUUUAUGCAUCGCUAGUAAUUUAUUGUCGAAGGCCACACUUUGUAAUAGUUCUUUUCCUUUGAUUCUAUCGAUUCCACCUGUCGCAGUGAGUGACUGAUCUUGACAAUGGCAGUGCAACAGCGAGCUGCCUGCAUGGUAAUCAUGCAAGUUCAGUGUAGCAGUUAAAUUAAUUGUUAUGGAAUUUGUGUCCAGUUCAUUUUGCUUCACAGGGAAGAAAGUUAUGACAGUAGGAAAGAUGGUUUUUUGUGACAGUCAUUUGACAUCUUGAGAAAGUUAAUGAAGCGUUGCUUGUGACCCCUCAAGAAUGGUUUUGUUGCCUUUUUUUCCUUAGUAACAUUAUAAAGAACAAACAAAUCAUGCCAUCAACUUCAACUACAUGAACUACGACAACCAUGGUACUUUUACAAAUGUGAAAAAAAAAGCUCAAUUAUACUUGUCCGUAUGUAGUGGCAUCAAAACUCCUUGUGACGGAACCUCUGCACACAUUAGGGUUUGGUGGUUGCACAAUGUCACUUUAGUAUACAGUCAUGAAAGGUGUUGUCACAUGAUGAAGACUUAGCUAUAAAAGUAAGACUGGUAAGACUCAGACUCACAUGGUAAGACUCACAUGGUAAGACUCAGCUAUAAAAGCGUCUGUCUGUUGGUCGGUCUUUGCCAUGUGCUUAACCAUUUCCUGCACUGUUUUCAGCAUUAAGCUUUCAGUGUUCGCUUACAGCAUAAAAUUUAUGUUCAACUAACUAUUUUAAAAUGCAGUAGAACCUUAUUGGUUCCUUUCGAGAUUGUAAGAAUUCAGAAAAUAUUAUUGAGCGAAACAUGAGAAUCUUGUUACGUGAAUGGGACGUAUUUAUUCUUCUCCACUAUGAACAUAAACUGGGAAAUCUUGCAAAACAAGUAUUAGCAAGGGGGCUUUUCUACUGUGACCUUUUGCAAGCUAUUGUCUGAAAAGAAAAAUCUCAUAGAAAGGCGAAUCUUCAGCUCCUGUGCAUUAUAUAUAUAUGUGUGUGCUCAAUGAGUUAUGAGAAAUUAAGUACACUUCUUCAUGUAAACUGCGAGUGGAAGUGCAAAACUGGUUUCAUGCUCCGAGUACAUGGCAUUCGGUGUGACAUAUUGAGUUGCUACGCUGUAGGGAUCACUUGUGCCAUAGGGUUUCCUGCAUAAAUUCCUAGAAGAAAUUUAGGUGCAGCAAUUGUUUAGCUAGCAUGGGCAGGGUGGUUAUACAUGGAUUUGUCUCAUCUUUGUGCUUGUGGCUUCAAACGUUCUUGUGACUUUAUUUACUGUGCUUUAUCAACCGUCUUCCUAUCUUCCAUUUCUAUGUUUCUAUCUCCUCUUUUCUAAAGAGUAGGCAGGCGUUGUGCCCAUUCUGGUGGCAGUUGCCAGCCUGCACCUUGCUAUCCCUUUCCUGUCAAAUGUAUGUUUUCAAAUCAAAUAAUAAUAAUAAUCAACCUUUACUAGCCAAAAUCCUGCAUUUCCAAUUGCAGAAGGCAAUUGCGCACAUGCGGAAUUGUUAUGAAUUUUUGCAUUUGUAAUGCAAUGUAUGGUUGAUAAUGAACGACUUGCAAAGUCACAAAGACGUUUGAAGCCAGAAAUAUGAAGUUUGGGCAAAUUCAUGUACUAACCAUGAUUCCCAUGCUCUCUGAACUGCCAUGCUUGCAGUUUCCAUGGAUACUAGCACCGAAGUUCCCUCUAGCAAUUUUUGUAGGAAACUCUAUAGCUUGUGCUGGGCUAUGGAAUGUCUCUUUUGAUUGGUGCUACUGGGUCUGUGUGCACUAUCAUGCAAGCUUUUUACUUUCGUGCUAGUUGAAUUGGGUCUGUGAAGACUGGACUGUGCCUUUAACCUAAUUGCAAUUAAAAUUUGUAUCUGUGAUCUUGGCAGCUUGUUGUAUUCUACAUCUAUCACCGAGGCUGCCUAGUUUGGUUUAAAUCUGGCGUGGACCUAUGUAUGAUAUUUUGUGAAAGCAGGCUGCAGUUGUUAUGUGUCUCCUUUUUGCUCCUACCUCCCUUUGCGUCAUGUACAACGCACAUUGAAGCUUUUGCGUUAGGCGAUGAAAGAUUCACCUGUGUUGUUUUGGUGUACAAUUGUCCACUUUUUCUGGAUCAUUUUACGAGUAUGUUGCUGCUGCUUGGGUUUUGAAACCACGACCAGUGUUCUUGUUCCAGGUGUACUAAGCUUUAGCACUUGCCAUUUGAGCUAAAAAAGUCUGAUGGCAAAUUUCAAGCAUUGUUGCACGCUGUGCAGCUGAAAUACUUUUGCUUCGGCUUCGUGAUAUGCAUGCACAAGUAUGUGAAUAUUGUCCCAGACCAUGCAACGUGAUAGCUUGCAUUGCUGUUUCAGAACGUGUAGUAAAGCAUUGUAAGCAAGCCCCAACAUGCAUGUAGUUUAGUUUCGCUCCCAUUGCAGCCUGAAAAUGCACUCUGCACAUAUAUUUGUUCUGGUCACUUGCGAUCAUGUUAAUGGGAUUUUACUUUGUAUCCUUUAUUUUCCACGGUUCUUUUAUGUGGUAUGCUCUGCACCAGAGGCCAAAUUCAGAGUGAUUCUCAGGAAGUGCUUCAUGUCUUAGCAACUAACACACAAUGAUGUGCCAUGUCUAACUGCAUAUUUAUUUGCAGCGGGAGAAAGGAAAGAAAGCGAUUGGAUGAGAUGAUGCACUGGCUGUCGUCAAUUGAUUAUUUUUUGCAGUGAAUAGCUCUCCAUGCCUGUGUACGUGAUUAAAAUAGCUGAGUGCAAUGCCUUCGAGACUGGCCCAUUACAUUUCCUGCUGUAGAGCUCAGGAUGCUCUAAUGCUAUCUGUGAGCGUAAUUCCUUGCCGAAUGCUUCGCACAUUUACUGCUUAUAGACCUGGGAAAAAAAGAAGAAAAUACCUUUGUCAUAAGAAUGCUGUAAGGUAGAGUGACAACAGUGGUGUUACACCUUUUACUUGGAGCAUCACAUCUUCAGCUCCUCAUACAGCAGCGCAGGACUGGGUAGGUGUUACAUGAGAUUGCAUAUAAUUGAAACUGGAUUUUACAAGAUUGGAGAGUAUGGUAAAGCAGUUGUUUGCUGUUUAUGGGAUUCUGUAACCAUUAACACACGUGCAGAUCUAGGUUUUUGUUUUCUUCCCCCGAAGAGUAAACGAACAAGAUUUGAAAGAGCAGUACUUAUUUAUUGUAAUUUUUUACAAACCAGCUGCACACAACAGAGCUGCUACUGAGUGUAGCAGUACAGUUGACUUCCGUUAAUUUGACCUUGCCGGUACCGACAAAAUUGAUCAAAUUAUCUGGUGGGUCGAACUAAACGGGAUGCAGGAAAAACGGCACAACACACCGACAGUAUUUGUCCAAAUUUAACACGCCCCUAAAUCAAGCACGCACCUACUUUCUGUGUGUCUAAAGUAGAAAAAUGACGUAGAAAUAACAUUAAAGAAGCUAAGCAAAUUACCAAUCUAACAUGCACCAAAUUUUUUAGCAAGAGAUGGAGGCAAGGGUAUACUAUUAUUAGUUGCACAAUGGCGGCUGGUUUCCUAAAGUCAGCUUCACCGCAUGAUAUUUUAAAGUCUGCUUUGCCGCAGUGCAUUUUUGUGCGGUAAAGCGUGCAAAAGUGAUUUUCGUUUCGUAUCCUAUUGUACCGCGCAGGCAAUAUUCGGGCCAAUUUUCUUGAAAAAGAUAAGGUGCGCGUUAGAAUCGGAUAAAUACUGUAAUCAGACAUUUGAGCUACGCUUGUCCCUUGAAAAUCUUUCGAGGGCUGACUGGCCAAGUUUGAAUUAUCCAGCAAAGGCCAAUUAUAGGAUCGGAAGUUUAGACCCACACAUGGUCGCCGGACGAGACUUUCGGUCGGGAUUGAAUUAACCGAAAAUUUGCAUUAACCGGAGUAGAAUUAAUGGAAGUCUACUGUAUAUAAUUUCCUUUGUCAGCCUCACCCAAUAGUCUCUUGCCACUUCUGUGCAGCACUUGACAUUCGUUGAACAUUUAUUUAAUCGUCUAACGAAUACAUACAUAGUUACAAUGUUGUGAAAACAUUUCGUGGGGAUCUUCCCCUGCAUUGCAGCAAAUUGCAGAUGCGCUUCGCUGUUUGACGAAAGUCUUGCCCCCCCCCCCCCCCUUUUUUUGCUCUCUGAAUUGUAUACCGACGUCAAUAUUUACCCAUUGAGUGUGGCUGAUUUGUGCCAAUUUUCUAAUGAGUAAUGUUUAAAACAGAUUUCUGCUGUACUUACUACAGUUUUGAAAUAUUCUUUUUGACAACCAUGACUGUCACUGCACCUUGCCUGUGGGGCUCUAGUCAAACUGCACUUGGCACUUGGCAGUCAAUUAUCACUGAGCAGGGAAUCUUCCAUUUAAGUUAUAUUUUAAUAAAUAUAUUACUGUGCAUUCAGUGAUCCUGUGUUAAUAAUGCUUCUAAUGGUUAUUUCAACAGUGAGGUUACAUAUGCUAUGCAGUGUCAUUGUUGACAAGUUUUGCUUUUUUACCUUUCAUUGUGCAUGUUGGCAGGUGAUCUUUUGUCAAGUCAACAUGAAGUUUGUAUUUGUGCUUCGUUUUUUUUUUUUUUUCUGUUCAGCUGCAGUCAAAUGUCGCCGAAUUCAGCUUGCCAUCUAGUUUUAUCACUAUUCAGCAUGUUUUCUGAUAGACAAGCUUUGCACAUCAUUUAUAACAGGUGUAUGCAAAAUCUGUCUUCAAGAGAUAAAAAAUGUGGAUGGUCAACACAGAUAGGUUAUAACUUAUUGUUGAACUUUUUCUGAUGAGCACUACCUUAAUCUGCCCUGUUGUUGGCAUGACGUCUCACUAAUUUUGUGAGCCUGAUCAAAGAGCACUACGGCGUUCUUGGCAUUUUGAAUGCCUGUAGUGGGUGAAAGUAGUCCAUGACUUCUGUUCUUUUAGAGGCGAAACACCUUAGGGCCAAGCCUUGUCCCUCGUUGUCGUCCGUUGUCCGUAGCUCUGGUUUGCAUGGAGACCGCUAGGGGUGCUGUGGUGCUCAAGGGCUAUAUAAGCGCUGUAUAUACUGUACACAUGUGCAGUAUCUAUAUGUAUGUGUAUACAUUAUAUAUAUAUAUAUAUAUAUAUAUAUAUAUAUCACCGCAUUUGGGUAACCGUAUACGGGGGAUUCACGGUUUCCCGAAUGAUCCCCCGGUGCUUCGCCCACUCGUCAUCAUGCACUUUGUGGAUAUGCGGUGAUCUUUUUUUAAAUGUGAAGUUUACAUACAAAACAUAAAUUUAAGUGGCCCUAUUACAUUCGAAGCAAAAAUUAGCUGUAUGUUGUGUAUAGGCGGUUUGCGUUCAGGUAAUCAAUCAUACACUGCCAGUGUCAUGCUUGCAAAUGUUAAAGAGUGGAGAAGUGGGAUUGGUGCAAGGCUACAUGGGUGAACUGAGGCUAUCAUUGCACUUGAAAUACAUAUUUAGGAGAACGCUAAAAGUGCUCAUGUCAUUUAUAAAUUAGUUUUCUGAGUGUAUAACCCUGAUAGAAAAAACAACAACACUGGAGAUCAGUGGAACCGACAACCAUCCAGCAGAUCAGAUGUCUUAUUUUUGCAUUCACAUUUACCGUUGAAAUUGAUGUAAUUGGGAAAGUGGAUGGCUUGGUUGUGCACAACUGUUUGUGGCUUUGUAUUCGUGGUUGUGUGUUAUUAUGUCUAUUUUGUAUAGAAACUGCUUUUUACAUUUAUAAGAACACUUUAUAUGUACACUUUUAGAAAAUAAAUUUACAAAAGAUGG
Molecule: messenger RNA, 7992 nt
Organism: Dermacentor silvarum
Lineage: Eukaryota; Metazoa; Arthropoda; Arachnida; Ixodida; Ixodidae
Product: ceramide-1-phosphate transfer protein-like
Exons: 4
Coding region: 191-1054 (287 amino acids)
Biological process (GO): intermembrane lipid transfer; ceramide transport
Cellular component (GO): cytoplasm; membrane; cytosol
Molecular function (GO): ceramide 1-phosphate binding; ceramide 1-phosphate transfer activity
Source: RefSeq, a predicted model, not a curated record